AUGGACCCUCCCACCGCCAUCAUUGUCGGUGCCGGCGUCGGCGGCAUCGCCAUUGCAGCCCGUCUCUCCAAAAAAGGCUACCGCGUGACAGUCGUCGAGAAAAACGCAGAAGUCGGCGGCCGAUGCUCCCUCCUCCACGACAACGGCUACCGCUUCGACCAAGGCCCCUCCCUCCUGCUAAUGCCCACCUUCUUCCACCAAAUCUUCCACGACCUCAACACCAGCAUGUCCGCCGAAGGCAUAACCCUCAAGAAAUGCACCCCCAACUACCGCAUCUGGUAUCCCGAUCUCUCCACCCUAGACCUCACAACCGACCUUACCACCAUGAAAUCCCAAAUCGAAUCCCACGAGGGUCCCCACGGAUUCGAAUCCUUCCUUCACUUCUUGCUCGAAUCAGGCCAUCACCACACACUCUCCUGCGAACACGUCCUACACAGAAACUUCCCCAGCCUCUGGAGUAUGCUCAGACUAGAUCUCCUCCUCGCUUUACCAUCACUCCACCCAUUCGAAAGCAUCUACUCCCGAGCGAGCAAAUACUUCCACUCCGAGAAACUCCGCCAAGCGUUCACUUUCGCGAGUAUGUAUCUAGGAAUGAGUCCGUUUGAUGCCCCGGGCACGUACUCCCUGUUACAAUACUCGGAAUUGGUCGAUGGGAUUUGGUAUCCGGUUGGGGGGUUUCGAACGAUUCUGGAUGCUUUAAUGAGAAUAAGUAUGCGGUAUAACACAACCUACCUAAUGAAUACGACAGUAUCAUCCAUCGAACUCACCCCAGACCAAAGAACUGCUACCGGAGUGCGUCUCGCCGAUAAUACCCUCCUGACCGGCGACAUCGUGAUAGUGAAUGCGGAUCUAACAUAUGCAUAUAACAAUCUUCUUCCAAAAACAUCCUACGGGAGAUCCUUGACGAAGAGAGAAACAUCCUGCAGUGCGAUAUCCUUCUUCUGGAGUCUGGAUACGACCGUUCCAACCCUCCAAGCACAUAACGUCUUCCUAGCAACGGAAUACAAAAUAAGUUUCGAUGCCAUCUUCAAAAGGAAUGAAGUACCUGAAGAACCAUCAUUCUACAUCCACAUACCUAGUAAAAUUGACUCUUCUGCUGCGCCGGAGGGGAGGGAUGCAAUGGUCGUAUUAGUUCCGGUGGGACAUUUACCUUCCUCUUCAUCCUUGGGAAUAUCUGCACAGGAGAAAGAGAAAGACCACCAACAAGCCCAAGACCAAAAAUGGAAUCCUCUGAUGAACCAAAUUCGAACCAAAAUCCAUUCCAGAAUACUCUCAUCAACGGGAAUAAAUCUGACGAACCACAUCAUCCACGAAAAAAUCGAAACCCCACUCACCUGGCAAACAAAAUACAAUCUCGACAGUGGAGCUAUACUCGGUCUUUCGCAUUCAUUUCUAAAUGUAUUAUGUUUUCGACCCCGGAUUCAACAUCAGCAUAUACAAGGACUGUUCUUUGUAGGUGCAAGUACACAUCCUGGGAGUGGAGUACCGGUUGUUCUUUCUGGGAGUGGGAUUACAUGUUCUCUUGUUGAGGGGGAAAUGGCAAAGAAGAGGAAGGGUAGGGGGAAGAUGAUGAGGUAUGGCUUGGUGGUCGUGAUGUUAUUAGUGUUAUUGUUAGUGCCAGUGGUAGUGUUGGUCAUGAGUAGAUCAGAGGGGUUGUUUGGUGUAGAUGAGUUGUGAAUGUGAUGUAUACUACUUUUAAAGGGAG
Aspergillus sclerotioniger CBS 115572 is the source of this 1705-nucleotide messenger RNA. RefSeq names its product phytoene desaturase family protein. Gene Ontology annotation, biological process: carotenoid biosynthetic process. The transcript is spliced from 4 exons. Bases 1 to 1677 code for a protein of 558 amino acids. The record is from RefSeq and is a predicted model, not a curated record. Gene Ontology annotation, molecular function: oxidoreductase activity. Lineage: Eukaryota; Fungi; Ascomycota; Eurotiomycetes; Eurotiales; Aspergillaceae.